Myotis brandtii (Brandt's bat) is the source of this 1674-nucleotide messenger RNA. It is a transcript of the gene SCARB1, whose product is annotated as scavenger receptor class B, member 1. The coding region runs from base 16 to 1455 and encodes 479 amino acids. Gene Ontology annotation, biological process: cholesterol import; cholesterol efflux; recognition of apoptotic cell. The record is from RefSeq and is a predicted model, not a curated record. Gene Ontology annotation, cellular component: caveola; cytoplasm. Gene Ontology annotation, molecular function: lipid binding; low-density lipoprotein particle binding; scavenger receptor activity. The transcript has 11 exons. NCBI's taxonomy places the organism in Eukaryota, Metazoa, Chordata, Mammalia, Chiroptera, Vespertilionidae.
AGGCCCGAGGUGGACAUGAAUCCUGGGGGACACCGUCUGACCCCCGGCAGCAACGUGCGCAUCGACCCCAGUAGCCUGACCUUCAACAUGUGGAAGGAAAUCCCCGUCCCCUUCUACCUCUCCGUCUACUUCUUCGACGUCGUCAACCCCAGCGAGGUCCUGCAGGGCCAGAAGCCGCAGGUGCGGGAGCGCGGCCCCUACGUGUACAGGGAGUACCGGCACAAGGACAACAUCACCUUCAAUGACAACGACACGGUCUCCUUCCUCGAGUACCGCAGGUUCGAGUUCCAGCCCCACAAGUCCAACGGCUUGGAGAGCGACUACAUCAACAUACCCAACAUCAUGGUGCUGAGCGCGGCCAUGAUGAUGGAGACGAAGCCCAUGGCCCUGAAGAUACUGAUGACCAUGGCCUUCAGCAGCCUGCGCCAGCGCGCCUUCAUGAACCGCACGGUGGGCGAGGUCAUGUGGGGCUACGACGACCCCCUGGUCAGCCUGGUCAACAAGUACCUGCCGGGCAUGUUCCCCAUGAAGGGCAAGUUCGGGCUGUUCGCGGAGCUCAACAACUCCAACUCCGGGCUCUUCACCGUGUACACGGGGAUCAAAAACUUCAGCCGCGUCCACCUCGUGGACAAGUGGAACGGGCUCAGCAAGGUGAGCGCCGGGGCCGCGAGGCCGCCCAGCACGCCCCUGCUUAUAGCCCAGGCAGAUGGGAAGUGCGUGCGUCCCUCCUCCCUGGCCCCUAGGAAGGGGGUCACCCCACCCGUCUGUCCCCCCAGGUCCAUGAAGCUGAUCUACGAGGAGGCCAGGGUGUUCCAGGGCAUCCCCACCUUCAGGUUCAAGGCCCCCAGCACCUUAUUUGCCAACGGGUCCGUCUACCCGCCCAACGAGGGCUUCUGUCCGUGCCUGGAGUCCGGCAUCCAGAAUGUCAGCACCUGCAGGUUCAACGCGCCCCUGUUCCUCUCCCACCCGCACUUCUACAACGCCGACCCCGCCCUGGCCGAGGCCGUGCUGGGCCUGCACCCCAGCGAGAAGGAGCACUCCCUCUUCCUGGACAUCCACCCGGUCACGGGGAUCCCCAUGAACUGCUCGGUGAAGCUGCAGCUCAGCUUGUAUAUCAAGGCCGUGCAAGGCAUCGGGCAAACCAGGAAGAUCGCGCCCGUGGUCCUGCCGCUGGUGUGGUUUGAGGAGAGGGGGGCCAUGGAGGGCGAGCCCCUGCAGAAGUUCUACCUGCAGCUGGUGCUGCUGCCCAAGGUGCUGCAGUACGCCCAGUACGUGCUCCUGGCCCUGGGCGGCCUCCUGCUGCUCGUCCCCGUCAUCUACCAGAUCCGGAGCCAAGUUCCCCGAGAUACCAAAAGCCAGCCCAGCCCUGCUGCUCAGCCAGCCAGGCUCCCCAGCCCCAGCACCCCGCUUCUUCAGGACGCUCUCAGCGGACAGCCUGCUGGCCCCAGCGUCUGACUGCACACGUGUGAUCACACACUGCACACCCCCACACCUGUCCAUGUGCACAGGUGUGUCAGACACGCUCAGGGAUGGGAUGCUACCGGGGGGACUCGGGGAGCGGCACACCAGCGGGGACUGUUCUGGAACCUUCUCCCCAAGGCAGUCAUGGGCCCGUGGGUGAGUCGGUCAGCCACGGGACCACUGGGCCCCAGCGCCUUGUCCAUCAGCCAGCAA